Molecule: messenger RNA, 9186 nt
Organism: Drosophila teissieri
Lineage: Eukaryota; Metazoa; Arthropoda; Insecta; Diptera; Drosophilidae
Gene: Khc-73
Product: kinesin-like protein KIF13B
Exons: 18
Coding region: 370-6141 (1923 amino acids)
Biological process (GO): cytoskeleton-dependent intracellular transport; microtubule-based movement
Cellular component (GO): kinesin complex; microtubule
Molecular function (GO): ATP binding; ATP hydrolysis activity; microtubule motor activity
Source: RefSeq, a predicted model, not a curated record
CGCAAAAGCAAUCGAUGAUUCGCACCACAAGUAAAAAUUGCUGAGGAAAACGAAAACGCGAAAAAUGAAAACGCAAUACAGAAAAGCAAAAUUGAAGUGAAACCAAGUGCGAAAACGAAGGAGCUAAAGAUUGCGUGCACACAACUCCCGCGAGGACGGCAACUACGACAACUACAGCUAACAACUAACAACUAACGGUCAUAAAAAGUCAAACGCAACGCAGCCCGAGGAGAAGGUGCUAGCCACGCCCCCCGCUGCAGCCCCCGCGUAGGGAGCCCCGCCCACCCGCAUCUCCACUCUGCUCCACUUAAAUAGAGAUUUGAAAACAACACCGCUGCAUCCGCAUCCACAUCCACAUCCGCAUCCGCGAUGGCGAGUGAUAAGAUCAAAGUCGCCGUAAGGGUGCGACCCUUCAAUCGCCGAGAAAUCGAACUGGAUACGAAAUGUAUUGUGGAAAUGGAAAAACAGCAGACUAUUCUGCAGAAUCCGCCAACACUGGAAAAAAUCGAAAGAAAACAACCAAAGACAUUUGCAUUCGAUCACUGCUUUUACUCAUCGAACCCCGAGGACGUGAACUUUGCGUCCCAGGAGACUGUGUUCGAUUGCGUGGGACGUGGAAUUCUGGAUAAUGCAUUCCAGGGCUAUAAUGCGUGCAUAUUCGCUUACGGCCAGACAGGUUCUGGCAAGUCCUACACGAUGAUGGGCUCCCAGGAGAGCAAGGGCAUCAUUCCACGUCUGUGCGACCAGCUCUUCUCGGCCAUAGCAAACAAAUCCACACCAGAGCUUAUGUACAAGGUGGAGGUGUCCUACAUGGAGAUUUACAACGAGAAGGUCCACGAUCUGCUCGAUCCCAAGCCGAACAAACAGUCGCUUAAGGUACGCGAGCAUAAUGUAAUGGGCCCGUAUGUGGACGGACUGUCGCAGCUGGCUGUGACAUCCUAUCAGGAUAUCGACAACCUGAUGACCGAGGGCAACAAGUCCCGAACGGUGGCCGCCACCAAUAUGAACGCCGAGUCGUCGCGCUCCCACGCCGUCUUCUCGGUGGUCCUCACGCAGAUACUCACGGAUCAGGCGACGGGCGUGAGCGGCGAAAAGGUGUCCCGCAUGUCCCUGGUGGAUUUGGCAGGCUCCGAGCGGGCUGUGAAAACGGGAGCUGUUGGCGAUCGUCUCAAGGAAGGCUCCAACAUCAACAAAUCUCUGACCACACUUGGCCUGGUCAUCUCCAAGCUGGCCGAUCAAUCCAAUGGCAAGAAGAGCGGUAACGACAAAUUCGUUCCCUACCGCGAUUCCGUUCUUACCUGGCUGCUAAAGGACAACUUGGGUGGCAACUCCAGGACUGUAAUGGUAGCGACAAUCUCGCCGUCGGCAGAUAACUACGAGGAGACGCUUUCCACGCUACGUUAUGCAGAUCGAGCCAAGCGCAUUGUUAACCAUGCUGUUGUCAACGAAGAUCCCAAUGCCCGCAUCAUUCGUGAGCUGCGACACGAGGUGGAGACCCUCAGAAGUAUGCUGAAACAUGCCACUGGUUCACCGGUGGGCGAUGUGCAGGAUAAGCUGGCGGAGAGCGAGAACCUGAUGAAGCAGAUUUCGCAGACUUGGGAGGAGAAGCUGGUUAAGACAGAACGCAUUCAGAACGAACGGCAGCAGGCUCUAGAGAAAAUGGGCAUUAGUGUACAGGCCAGUGGCAUCAAGGUGGAGAAGAACAAGUACUACUUGGUCAAUUUAAAUGCCGAUCCGUCCCUCAACGAGUUGCUGGUCUACUAUCUGAAGGAUCGCACACUGAUUGGCGGACGCAGUAUCAGUGGCCAGCAGCCGGAUAUACAACUUUCCGGUCUCGGAAUCCAGCCCGAACACUGUGUGAUCACUAUCGAGGAUAGUGGACUGUACAUGGAGCCAGUGCAGGGAGCGCGCUGCUUUGUCAACGGAUCUGCUGCUGUGGAAAAGACACCACUCCAGAACGGCGACCGUAUCCUGUGGGGCAACCACCACUUUUUCCGUGUCAACUCACCGAAGAGUAAUAACACUAGUAUGUGCGCCUCGGAGCCCCAGACGCCGGCGCAACUGAUUGAUUACAAUUUCGCACGCGAUGAGAUUAUGCAGAACGAACUGAGCAACGACCCUAUCCAGACGGCCAUUGCUCGGCUGGAACGUCAGCACGAGGAAGAUAAGCAGGUGGCGCUUGAAAAACAACGCCAGGAGUACGAGCGUCAGUUCCAGCAGCUGCGCAAUAUUCUGUCGCCCAGUACACCAUAUGCUCCCUACGCUCCCUACGAUCCAUUGCGGAUGGGCAAGAUUACCCCAAAUACUCCCACUUCGCAGAUGCGGGUGGAAAAGUGGGCGCAGGAACGAGAUGAGAUGUUUCGUCGCAGUUUGGGUCAGCUAAAAACGGAUAUUAUGCGUGCGAACUCUCUGGUCCAGGAGGCCAACUUUUUGGCAGAGGAGAUGGAAAAGAAGACCAAGUUUUCAGUCACUCUGCAGAUUCCGCCAGCCAAUCUGAGUCCCAACAGAAGGCGUGGGGCAUUUGUCAGCGAACCCGCUAUUCUGGUGAAGCGCACAAACUCCGGUAGCCAGAUCUGGACAAUGGAAAAGCUGGAAAACAAGCUGAUAGACAUGCGCGAGAUGUACCAGGAGCACAAGGAGCGCGUUCUAAACGGACUGCCCCUUAUAGAGCCAUUCUCAGACGACGAGUUCGAUGACAAGGACGAGGAUAAUGCCAAGCCACAGGAUCCGUUUUACGAGUCGCAAGAGAACCACAAUCUCAUUGGCGUGGCCAAUAUAUUCCUGGAGGUUCUGUUUCAUGACGUCAAGCUGGACUACCACACGCCUAUCAUCAGCCAGCAAGGCGAGGUAGCGGGUCGUCUUCAGGUGGAGAUCGAGCGGAUUGCCGGCCAGAUGCCACAAGACCGCAUGUGCGAGUCCGUCUCAGAAUCGUCUGGCGAUUCACGGGACGAGUACGAUGACCCUGUGGAUCCCUCAUCCAAUCAGAUUACCUGCCGUGUGACGAUCAAGUGCGCCAGUGGACUGCCAUUAUCGCUCUCCAACUUUGUCUUUUGCCAGUACACUUUUUGGGGUCACCAAGAGAUGGUUGUUCCGGUUAUCAAUGCUGAAUCAACGGCGCACGACCAGAACAUGGUGUUUAAGUUCGAACACACUCAGGACUUCACGGUUACCAUAAACGAAGAGUUUUUGGAGCACUGCAUAGAAGGAGCUCUGUCCAUCGAGGUGUGGGGCCAUCGCAGUGCCGGCUUCUCAAAGACAAAAGGCUGGGAAGUGGAGCAGCAGCAAGCCAAGGCCCGUUCCCUGGUCGAUCGCUGGGCGGAGCUGUCGCGGAAGAUCGAGCUUUGGGUGGAGAUCCACGAGCUUAAUGACAACGGCGAAUAUUCGACAGUGGAGGUGACCAAUCGCAACGAGGUCUUGACCGGUGGCAUUUACCAGUUGCGUCAGGGUCAGCAGCGGCGUGUGAAUGUACGGGUGAAGCCGGUGCAGAACUCUGGCACCUUGCCCAUUAUCUGCCAGUCGAUUGUGAACGUUGCCAUUGGCAGUGUGACAGUGCGAUCUCGCCUGCAGCGACCACUGGAUUCUUAUCAGGAGGAAGAUCUCACCGUGCUGCGCGAGAAGUGGAGCGAAGCACUGGGACGAAGACGUCAAUACCUUGACCAGCAAAUCCAAAUGCUAAUAAAGAAGGAGGAGAAGAACGAGCAGGAGCGGGAGAGAGAGCUAAGCUUGGUUCAUCAGUGGGUCUCGUUGACAGAGGAGCGCAAUGCGGUGUUGGUGCCAGCUCCUGGCUCGGGCAUUCCUGGAGCACCUGCCUCAUGGGAGCCACCGUCCGGAAUGGAGCCCCAUGUGCCCGUCCUCUUCCUCAACCUUAACGGCGACGAUCUGUCGGCGCAGAACACCAACGAUGAGCUCUCCGUCGCCGGCAUCAAUUCCAUUCUGUCCAAGGAGCACGGACACAAGUUCUACACGCUGCAAAUCCUGCAGCACCUGGAUAAGGAUGUGUGCUGUGUGGCCAGCUGGGACUCUUCGAUGCACGACAGUCAGGCUCUGAACCGUGUCACUGAGGCCAACGAGCGGGUCUAUCUUAUUCUGCGCACCACGGUUCGCCUCUCGCACCCAGCGCCCAUGGAUCUCGUGCUCCGCAAGCGACUGAGCAUUAACAUCAAGAAGGGACAGACGCUAACCGACCGCCUAAAGAAAUUUCGACUUGUGCGGGGAGAGAACGCCAUCUGGCAGAGCGGCGUCACCUAUGAGGUGGUCUCUAACAUUCCAAAGGCUUCCGAGGAGUUGGAGGACCGCGAGUCCCUUGCGCAGUUGGCUGCCAGCGGGGAUGAUUGCUCCGCAAGUGAUGGCGAAACCUACAUAGAGAAAUACACGCGCGGUGUUUCGGCGGUGGAGAGCAUACUGACACUGGAUCGACUGCGGCAGAAUGUGGCGGUCAAGGAGCUGGAAACGGCACAUGGUCAGCCGCUCAGCAUGCGCAAGACCGUCAGCGUGCCGAACUUCUCACAGGCGGUCAAAGACACCACCAAUACCGGGAGUAUUAUGCGCUUCGAUGCAUCGAUGGAGUCGCUGCUGAAUGUGGGACGAUCCGAGUCCUUUGCCGAUCUCAAUAACAGCGCUUUGGGCAACAAGUUUACUCCAGCAGGCCACAGUCCAGCAGGAGCAGGCGGAGUCAUCCGAAGUCGCCACAGCUUUGGAGGCAAAGGAAGCAGCGAUGAUUCUCCCGGAAAAGCCUUUGGCAUCGCUUCGCCAGCUACUAGUAAGCUGCUGGGUAUGCGCAUGACCACGUUGCACGAGGAGCCACUGGGCGGACACAGAUCUCUCGACGAAGAGCCUGAGGACAGCUACAGCGACUCGGAAUACGCUGCCGAGUACGAGCAGGAGCGGCAACAAAACAAAAGCAUGGCCACGCGAUCCCGCCUCACGGCUUCCAAGACCAUGGACUCAUUCAUGGACGUCAGCAGCCAUUCGAACCAGAGCUACUUGAGUUACACGUCCAGUGCCAACACUAACAUGAAGCAUCUCACAGGCUUGGCGACGCUGAGCAUGAGUUCAUCCACCAGCAGUGGCUAUGGUUCUCAGGCUGUCUCCUGCAACAACCUGAGCAACGAGGAUAUUGCUUCAAUGCGUUCCAUGAGCAUUGAUGAGACUCCAGAUUUCGAUCGAGUCAACUCGAACUCGCCACCGAACCGGCAGGCACGAGUUAACCCCUUCCUCAAGGACAUGCCCAAAGCUAAAAUACAAGAGCAACCAGAGCCGCAGGCUAAGAAGCUGCAGGAGGCAUUCACGCAUCCGUUGGAGCUGCUGGAGUCCAGGGAAAACGCACAAAGCGACGAUGAUGAAUGCGCGCAACUGCCAAAGAAUAACAACAACAACGAGGACUUGGUAAAGGAGCCGAAUCAACCUGCAGGCCAAACGGAGCUGGAAGAAGCUAUACCGCAACCUGAAUCACGAACGGAGUUUGCCACAGACAAUCAGAACGGCAACAGAUCCUCCGACGAGUUAAGCCACAGUUCCGAGGAUUUGCUCGAAGGCGAUGGCAUCGUCCGGGAAGAGUUGCCCGCUGGAAAGGUGGUGCGGCGCAAGAAGUCCAACACCCAGCCCCCGACCAAUGGCAACAGCAUAAAUAACAACAACAACAGCACAAGCCAGGCACCACGCAUCAAUCACCGGGCAUCGGUGGCCAAAAUGGAGGGUCUUGCCGCAUACAUGGACUCUAGCAUUAUGGCCAGCAGCACAGAAGUUGAUGAGGAAAGUAAGGAUGUGGAAGUGGUUCUGCCGGAGUGGAUUGUGGUGGGCGAGUCAGUGUUAAUCCGACCCUAUAACACCAGCGGCGUCAUCCGCUUUGUGGGGACCACGGAAUUCCAACCCGGUGCUUGGAUUGGCGUGGAAUUGGACACACCGACGGGCAAAAACGACGGCAGCGUGAAGGGCGUUCAGUAUUUCCAGUGCAAGCCCAAGCACGGCAUGUUUGUGCGCUCCGAUAAACUGAUGCUGGACAAGCGUGGCAAGGCGAUGCGAGCCUACAAGGCCGCCGAGAAGAGCAACAGCAUCAGCAAAGAGAUGAGUACCUCGAUGACUGGUUCGAUGACACGCUCCAAGAGCCGCGGCGAUUCGCUAAACCUUUCGGCGCGUAAAUGAUUGUACCCAAAGUGUUCGCAUCAGCUGCAGCGCUGGACUAAUUGCAGGCAAUCGACGGUAGCCACCAGCGCUGCCAGCAGCCAGCCGGCGACCUGCCACAGAUUGCGUGCAACCAGCGGCGCUGCAGAUGCGAACAGUCAUGGCAAGAAAUGCUAUGCCAAUCGACGCUCGACGGCCUUCUAAAGCCGCCACCCAGGAUGACAAUGUCGAGAACGAGGUGGACGAGGGAAAUGCGACUCGACAAGCAACGAACAAUGCGGAGCAUACUCCUCAUGCCAAUCAUAUUCUAGCUUACUUACCUAUUCUCACCCCAUGCCGCAAAUGAAAUGCCGUACACUUAUCCACACGCUUCUCUAAGUAGUUUAAGGCGGUGUCUACAGCAGAACUAAUUAUUAAUCUAGCUAAACUAAACUAAAUGAAACGAAUCGAUACUAAUCUAAACUAAGCCGGGUAGGCAAUUGCGUAGUUGCAAUAUUUCGAACACUUGAGCGAGAUCGUAAAAUUUAGCGACCCUUCGAUAAAUGUAUGUGUGAAACAAUCACUUUUGAUUCCAUUGUUUUGUGUUCGUGUAGUUAAUUGUCGUUUAUUGCUUUUCGAUUUUUGAAUGAAGCGCUUUACUUGAUAUAUUUUGUAAUGGUUCUUUGCCUUUAGUUUAGUUAAAUUGUUUUUGAUAUCAAUGUGACUUGGUUAACGAUGAGCUUAUAUGUUUACUUGUUAUUGACUAUAUUCAAUAUAUAAAUCAUUUGUAUAUAUUUAUAAUUAAGACCUUGCAAUAAUUUCGUCUCCAUGUUUCCUUUCCUGAGCUCAUUUUCUUUUUAGCGCAUUUAUAUACAAUUACCAAUACAAUACGAUGUUAGUAAUAAUGAAAGCAACAUAUUCUAUAGAGCUGCGUCUAAGCAAUUGAAGCCUCCCAAGAUUGUCGUGUCUUGGAACUUGCUCCCCGAUUCGCUUCGCACCGUCGCAGUUAAUGUGUAAAUUGUAUUAUUUUGAUGUGAUGUAUUUAUAAUUUCCCUUUAUAUAUGCAUAUAUAUAAAUAAAAUUUAUUUUACCGUAUACGUAGCUCAUUACUUAUGAUUUCUUUAAUUUUACCACCCCGUCCGGAAAGUGCAAUAUAAGUGUUAGGAUCUUUAAGUUGUAUUUAUCAAUGUUGAAGGUUGUGUGACUAUGUUUGUGAGGCGUUUUAAGUACCAUUUACUUAGCACCGAGCCAAAAGUUGGUGUAAAGUCCAAAAAUGAAAGAAAAAAAGCAAUAAUUGCAUUAAAUAUUCGAUUUUAUGUUAAGAUACUUUAAUAAUCGUACACAAAGAUGAUCGAGAAUGUGCCGAAAUGAGAUGCGAAAGUCAAUGAUUAUAUCUGGCACCGGCUAAAGAACGUUUGUACGUAAAACCGUAAACGUAUCCAUCCAUCCAUCCAACCAACCAACAUCCAAAGCACUCCAAAACUGAGUCUGAGAUAAAUUGCAAUUUAAAACACAAUAAGAGCGAUUUACACUUAGAAAAAACCCAAAAACGAAACUGAAACUGAAAUCCAACAGAAAACGGUUGGGGACGUGUCAAAGGUCAAGCCCAACUGGAAGAUCUACAACCAUUCAUCCAGUGUAUACAAGCAUAAAUAUACACCACUUAUAUAUAUAUUAGGUAUAUAUUUUCGAACUGUUUUUCUACUUGCGUAAAAGCGAAAAGCAACUACCAAAAUAUACUUGAAAAUACGUCCAAAAUUUAAAAUCCAAGGUCAAGAUACAACUAUGAUAUAUACUUACAACUGCAUGGAUAUUCAUGAAUAUAAAUAUAAAUUGCAUAUUUACCAAUGAUAAACCUAAAUGAGGCAGAACUAAUUUAAAUAUUGAGUGCUCCCUGGGGGAAUCCCGAAUAAUAAAUCCCAACCAGGGGCAUUUGUUUGAGUAUGUGUGUGCAUUUUGUAGACGCCGCAAUCCAAAUUCAAAUCGUUUGAGCAUUAUUACAAUUCAGAACUAAUUUAAUCACAUGAAUGUACAUAGUGAGUGUGGCAUUAUGAACGGCAAAAUCACCAUCAAAUUAACGCAUUUAACUAGCGCAAAUAACUAGUGGUUCAAUUAGAGGUUGAUUGAGUAACAUAAUCGAGUCCCCGAUUGAAAACGAAAGUUUCGCAUAGCAGCCCAGUCAGUUUAUUUGUAAAAUAGAUCGAGAAUCCAUAGUUGUAGGCAGUGUGCAAUGCAAUGAAAUUAAAAUGAAAUUAAGUAGCCGUAGAGAUCGCGAUUGGAACGCCGACAAAUUGAAUCGUACCUUGACGUUAUUAAAGAAUUAAUCAUAUUUUUGUGCAAUCUAGUGCAGCUCUCAUGCAAUCAGCCCCGCAAAUGCAAUAGUUUGCCAUUGCAUAUAGCAUCUAGCCUAGAGCAUCUAGCAUAUAGCAUCUAGCCUCUCUAGCGUAACGGAAUGUUAGGCACACACAUAUUAUAUGGGCUAUGGGAUAUAGGAUCGGAAGGCAGCCUUCGGAAGAGUUUACUCGUAAGUUUGCGCACUCUUAGAGCUUUUAGCACGGUCAACGAAUAAAUGUUAUUACACCACCACAAUUAUAGCUCGACUCCAUCUGCCGUUAAAUAAACUAUCCAAGAGUUCAGUCACGAGUUAAUGAAUAAACUAAACCAUAUGCAAGAUCUGCUUUAUCAUACUCGCAGUACACAAACAGACGCGCGCGAAGCCAAGCCAUUGUUGAUGAAUUUGGUUCUGUUCGUUCGGUUCUGUUUGUAAGUACGGAUAGGCCAGUUUAGUUCACUCCUCACUUGUAGUUGCGAAUGCAGAGCAGAUUCACAAUUCAGAACAGACUAGAGUGCAGACUAUAUAGGUGUCAGCAGCGGAAACCGUAAAGAUAAUUCUAGUAAUUUACAAUUGAUUUACUCCAAUUUAAGUAUUUUAAUGCAAACACGCCAGAGAAACAAACAACAAACAGCAAAAAACAAAAAACACACGCGUAAUCAGCAAAUUUGAACAACUUCAACAAAGCAAAACAAAAUAAAAGAGAAUAUGAAAUAUGUACUUAUAUCUAUAAAUAUUAAUAUACAAACAUGCAA